Phaeoacremonium minimum UCRPA7 is the source of this 2244-nucleotide messenger RNA. RefSeq names its product putative eukaryotic translation initiation factor 3 protein. The transcript is spliced from 3 exons. Gene Ontology annotation, cellular component: eukaryotic translation initiation factor 3 complex. Gene Ontology annotation, biological process: translational initiation. The record is from RefSeq and is a predicted model, not a curated record. Lineage: Eukaryota; Fungi; Ascomycota; Sordariomycetes; Togniniales; Togniniaceae. Gene Ontology annotation, molecular function: translation initiation factor binding; RNA binding; translation initiation factor activity. The coding region runs from base 1 to 2244 and encodes 747 amino acids.
AUGGCGCCCUCUUUCGAUCACCUUCGUGAGGCCGAUCUCGACGAUGACGAGUUUGAUGAGGAUGAGAUUGAUCUUUCAGAUCUGAGGGAGAAGUACGAGGUCCAGCUGGACCAAGGUUACGACACGUUCGUCGUCGUCGAUGGCCUUCCCGAGGUUACCGAAGACCAAAAGCCGAAGCUCGUCAAGUUCCUCCUGAAGAAGUUGAACCAGGUCGGCAAGACGAGAGAGGACUCCAUCUUCAUGCCAAUGGGCGAGAAUGGCAAGUCGCUAAGAUUUGCCUUCGUCGAGUACUCAUCACCCGGUGAGGCCGCCGCUGCUGUUCGGCAACUCGACAUGGUUCCCCUCGAUAAGAAACACACACUCCGCGUCAACAAACUGACCGACGUUGAGAGAUACGGACGGGAAGGGCGGAUAGACGAUCACUACACACCGCCACAAGUCGAGGAAUUCGCCGAGAAGGAGCAUCUGAGGUCGUUCAUGGCGGACCCAUCAGGUCGGGGUCGGGAUCAGUUCGUCAUGUACAGAGGCGAGUCUGUUGGCAUUUUCUGGAACAGUGAGAAGGAUCAGCCGGAGCCUGUCGUGGACCGGCAGCACUGGACAGAGAGCUUUGUCCAGUGGUCGCCGUUGGGAACAUACCUCACAUCUGUCCAUGCUCAAGGUGUUCAGCUCUGGGGAGGUGCUUCAUGGCUGAGGAUCAGACGAUUUGCCCAUCCCUUUGUCAACUUGGUGGCCUUCUCGCCGCUUGAGAACUACCUAGUGACCUGGUCAGCACGCCCCAUCUCCAUACCCGAUGAGGGCCACCCGCAGCUGUCUCUUGACGAUGAUGGCAAGAACUACGUCAUCUGGGAUAUUGCUACUGCGAAACCUCUGCGAUCCUUCGCGAAUCUUGACCUUCCCGGUGCGCCCAACGAAGACCCGGCUGUAGCCAAGCAGCGCAAGUUUCCCUGGCCGGCGUUCAAGUGGUCUGCGGAUGACAAGUAUGUCGCUCGUUUGACACAGGGUUCCUCGAUAUCCGUCUACGAACUCCCUCGCAUGGGUCUCCUGGACAAGACGAGCAUCAAGAUCGAGGGAGUGAUGGACUUCGAGUGGGCACCGUCAUCUCCACAACGCGAAGGUGUCAAGAACUACGAACAGCUCUUCUGCUACUGGACGCCGGAGAUCGGGAGCAACCCAGCCAAGGUCGGCUUGAUGAGCAUUCCCUCCAAAGAGGUUGUCCGAACCCUGAACCUCUUCAGCGUGUCAGAUGCGAAGCUUCACUGGCAAUCCGAGGCCGCAUACUUGUGUGUCAAGGUCGACAGGCAUUCCAAGUCCAAGAAGUCGCAGGCCACUACGCUCGAGAUCUUCCGUGUCAAGGAGAAGGGCGUCCCAGUGGAGGUGGUCGAUACCAUCAAGGACACAGUGAUCAAUUUCGCCUGGGAGCCUAAGGGAGAUCGCUUCGUCAUCAUUACUACCACCGAGCCGGUCGGUGCCACUGCUGUGCCGCCGAAGACCUCAGUCUCAUUUUUCUGCCCCGAGAAGGCAAAGGGCAACCUUGUCGGCAACUUCAAGCACCUGCGUACUCUGGACAAGAAGAACAGCAACGCCAUCUACUGGUCACCUAGAGGCCGGUUCGUCGUGAUUGCCACAGUGCACAACACUCAAAGCUCAGAUCUCGAUUUCUUCGAUCUCGACUUCGAGGGCGAGAAGCCUGAGUCCGACAAGGACCUAACUGCCAAUUUGCAGCUGAUGAACACCGCCGAGCACUACGGCGUCACCGAUAUCGAAUGGGAUCCCUCAGGUCGAUUUGUUGCAACAUGGGCAUCUUCAUGGAAGCAUUCUAUGGAAAACGGCUAUCACCUGUAUGACUUCAAGGGCGAGCAGCUGCGCGAGGAGCCCAUCGAGAAGUUCAAGCAGUGGCAAUGGCGCCCGCGCCCUCCCACUCUACUGACAAAGGAAGAGCAGAAGUCGAUCCGCAAGAACUUGAGAGAGUAUUCACGUGUCUUCGAGGAGGAAGAUGCUCAACGUAUCACGGGCGCCAAUCAAGAAGUCAUUGAGAGACGGCGCAGAAUGCUUGACGAGUGGUACGCUUGGCGCGAGAGCGUCGACGCCGAGAUCACGGAAGAGCGGCUCGAUCUUGGUCUUCCUGCCGACCCCGCGGAAGAUCUCAAAGCCAAGGUCGGUGCGGCGGCUGAUGACGAGGAGGGACAAGUCAUUGAGGAGAUCGUUGAGGAGGUUCUCGAGGAAACAGAGGAGAUUGUCAACUAG